CCCCCGGAUAUCCGAAGAGAACAUGCCCGACGACACGAGGCAGCACACCAUCUCGGACGAAGAGCUGGGGGAGAUUUACGCCUUUGCCAUCCAGCUGGGCCGAGACGCGGGACAGAUCCUCCUGAAGAGUCUCCAGCGGAGGCGGCGGGACGACAGGGACAACAGCGACAAGGACCAUGCCAACGCCGGAUCCCCCCAAGAGGAACUGGUGAUGCACGAGAAGCUCAACGCCGUCGACAUCGUGACCGCCACCGACACCGAGGUCGAGGAGUUCAUCCACUCGGCCGUGCGCCGGCGGUACCCGUUGCACGCCUUCGUCGGCGAGGAGAUGUACUCGCGGGGCGCGUCGAAGGAGUACCUGGUGCGCGCGGACCGGCCGACGUGGGUGGUCGACCCGCUGGACGGGACGGUCAACUUCACGCACGGCUUCGGCAUGUUCUGUGUGAGCAUCGCGCUGGUGGUCGGCCACACGCCCGUGGUGGGCGUCGUGCACGCGCCGCUGCUGGGCCAGCUGUUCUCGGCGUGCCGCGGCCGCGGCGCCUGGCUGAACGAGACCACCCGGCUGCCGCUGCUGGGCCGCCAGGGCGUAGGGCCCAUCCCCCGGGCGGCGCCCGCGCAGUGUAUCUUCGCCUUCGAGUGGGGGAAAGACCGCCGGGACGUGCCCAACGGCAACCUCCACCGCAAGGUCGACAGCUUUGUCAACAUGGCCGCCGAGCUGGGCGCGCGCGGCGGCAAGGGCGGCAUGGUCCACGGCAUGCGCAGCCUGGGCAGCGCGACCAUGGACCUCGCCUACACGGCCAUGGGCAGCUUCGACAUCUGGUGGGAGGGCGGCUGCUGGGAGUGGGACGUCGCCGCGGGCAUCUGUCUGCUGACCGAGGCCGGCGGGCUGGUCACCACGGCGAACCCGCCGGACGACUGGGAGACCGCGGACAUUGUCGACGCCAAGCUGGGCGGGAGGCUGUAUCUUGCCAUCCGGCCCGCCAGCGACGGUCCAGAUGGCGAGACGGCCAGGCAAGGCCAGGAGAGGUGCGUGAGGGAAGUGUGGAAGAGGGUCAGGAGAUUGGACUAUUCUAGGCCCGGGGCUUGAGGAGAAACCCUCGAUACGUCGCUGCUGCAAAGUUUCAUGUACAUCAUGUAUCCCUCUAUAUCUCUAUAUCAUGUCAGGGGUAUCUCAAACGUGUGGAACAGCGUCGAAAAGGUGGACCAUACACAGGCCCCAACUGCCAACUCGUAUCUGUGCAUGCAUCUCAAGAGUGCAGGUUAAACACGAUCCACCUCUUG
Molecule: messenger RNA, 1281 nt
Organism: Cladophialophora immunda
Lineage: Eukaryota; Fungi; Ascomycota; Eurotiomycetes; Chaetothyriales; Herpotrichiellaceae
Exons: 1
Coding region: 23-1087 (354 amino acids)
Biological process (GO): signal transduction; phosphatidylinositol phosphate biosynthetic process; inositol metabolic process
Molecular function (GO): inositol monophosphate 1-phosphatase activity
Source: RefSeq, a predicted model, not a curated record